AUGGCAAACUGCAAAUCUGUAUCAACGCCAUUCGAUCCAAACCAAAAAUUAACCAAAAAAGACCAGCUGAUGUCUCAUGCAGAGGCAAGUGAGAUGAGAAAAAUUCCAUAUAGAGAAGCUAUAGGUAGCUUACUCUAUGCCAGCCAAGGAACAAGGCCGGAUAUCGCAUACGCGGUAGGCCUAGCUAACCGAUUCUGUCAAGACCCAAGAAGAUUACAUUGGACAGCGGUGAAACGAAUAUUUAGGUAUCUGAAGGGAACUCUCUCCACGAAACUAGUCUUUAACAUUGAAGCUAAUCGAAAAAUUGAAGGCUACAACGACUCUGACUGUGCGAACGACGCCGACCACAGAAAUUCGAUUACUGGAAGCAUCUUCCUCUUCCAAGGAGGACCUAUAUCCUGGCAAAGUAAGAAACAACGCACAGUAGCGUUAUUCACAACGGAGGCCGAGUACAUAGCGCUAUCUUCAACGGCACAAGAAGCGUUAUGGUUACGUGUAAUAGCCAAAGAGCUGGACCCUGAUGCUGUUUUACCAGUCACAAUUUUUUGUAAUAAUAAAGGAGCUAUAGAUCUGGCAAAAAAUACUGGAUAUCGUCCAAGGACGAAGACAUAG
Molecule: messenger RNA, 612 nt
Organism: Vespa mandarinia (Asian giant hornet)
Lineage: Eukaryota; Metazoa; Arthropoda; Insecta; Hymenoptera; Vespidae
Source: RefSeq, a predicted model, not a curated record